This is a messenger RNA of Nasonia vitripennis (jewel wasp), 10694 nucleotides long. RefSeq names its product inositol 1,4,5-trisphosphate receptor (gene Itpr). Gene Ontology annotation, biological process: calcium ion transmembrane transport. The coding region runs from base 528 to 9194 and encodes 2888 amino acids. The transcript has 42 exons. Lineage: Eukaryota; Metazoa; Arthropoda; Insecta; Hymenoptera; Pteromalidae. Gene Ontology annotation, cellular component: membrane; endoplasmic reticulum. Gene Ontology annotation, molecular function: inositol 1,4,5 trisphosphate binding; inositol 1,4,5-trisphosphate-gated calcium channel activity. The record is from RefSeq and is a predicted model, not a curated record.
AGUCUCGUCGCGGCCGCUGGGCUCCGCUGUUCACCUCCGGCGCGUGUGAUAUAUUCCGUAAACCUUAUAAGCGAGACGACCCGGACACACUUUCCGUCACUGCUGCAGGGUUUCCAACGAUAGUAUAAUACACAAAAUACUCGUGUGCGCGUCUGUAUAUUGUAUACUGCACACGCAGCAUCGGUGAAUACUGAUAGUGCAGUGAGUGAUCGCGAGUGUUUAUUGUAUACGUUGAUGGAAGUAUCAUCGUGUAUACUUGCUUAUGUAGGAUAUAUACCUGUGCAGCGCGUAUAGGUAUACAUAUCUACCUACCUGCAAGACUGAAUCAGUAUAGUGUACAGGGCGCUGGAGACGCGCCGCCGAGGAGAAAAGCAUAGUAUCAGCAUCAAAGACGAGGGGAAAACUUUCGGGAGCAACAGGCCGUCGUCUCCGGAGAGCGAGGCGGAUGUUGGCAGUCAUGACUACCACCGAUCCACGUUGACUUCGAGGAGCCGUUUCUGCUGACCGGAGGCCCGCCGACCUUCAAGAUGGGUGAGAUCCUGGGCUCGGCGAGCUUCCUCCACCUCGGCGAUAUCGUCAGCCUCUACGCUGAGGGAAAUGCCUCCGGCUUUCUCUCGACGCUCGGAUUGGUCGAUGAUCGCUGCGUCGUGUGUCCGGAGGCUGGCGACUUGAGCAACCCUCCAAAGAAGUUCCGAGAUUGCCUGUUCAAAAUAUGUCCUAUGAACCGGUACUCGGCCCAGAAGCAGUUCUGGAAGGCCGCGAAGCAAAGCGCCACCUCCACCACAGACGCUGUACUGCUCAAGAGGCUACACCAUGCCGCCGAGAUCGAGAAGAAGCAGAACGACACGGAGAACAAGAAGCUGCUGGGAACCGUCGUGUCUUACGGGAACGUCGUGCAGCUGCUGCAUCUCAAGUCGAACAAGUUCCUCACGGUGAACAAGCGGCUGCCGGCUCUGCUGGAGAAGAACGCGAUGAGGGUGUACCUGGACGCGAACGGAAACGAGGGAAGCUGGCUGUACAUAAUGCCGUUCUACAAGCUGAGAAGCGACGGUGACAGUGUCGUCGUCGGGGACAAGGUGAUCCUCGAGCCGGUUAACGCUGGGAGACAGGGACUGCACGUGGCCGCCAAUUACGAGCUCAACGAUAAUCCUGGAUGCAAGGAGGUCAACGUCGCCAGUGCGGCUACUUCCUGGAAGGUUACUCUGUUCAUGGAGCACAGGGAGAACCAGGAGGAGAUACUCAAGGGCGGGGAUGUCGUCAGAUUAUUUCACGCCGAGCAGGAGAAGUUCUUGACAAUGGACGAGUACAAGAAGAAGCAGCACGUUUUUCUGAGAACGACGGGCAGGACGAGCGCGACCGCCGCAACGAGCAGCAAAGCACUGUGGGAAGUUGAGGUAGUGCAGCACGACCCAUGUCGCGGAGGAGCAGGUCACUGGAAUUCUCUCUUUAGGUUUAAGCAUUUAGCGACGGGCCAGUACUUAGCAGCCGAGAUCGAUACGGACGAGCCGGUCGAGACCAUAAAGGGCGGCAAACGGGAACCACCGGGUGCCGUCUACCGGCUGGUCUCGGUUCCGCACAGCAACGAAAUUAGCUCGCUGUUCGAACUCGACCCGACGACGUUAACUCGCGGCGACAGCUUAGUACCGCAAUCUUCCUUCGUAAGGCUGCAUCACAUUUGCACAAACACGUGGGUUCACUCGACCAGCGUGCCUAUCGAUAAAGACGACGAGAAGCCUGUCAUGUCAAAGGUCGGAUGCGCGAUCAGUAAAGAGGAUAAGGAAGCGUUCGCCCUACGCUCGGUUUCGCCGGUCGAGGUACGUGACUUGGAUUUCGCGAACGACGCCUGCAAAGUUCUGGAAUCGAUCAGCAGUAAGCUCGAGAAGGGCACGAUAUCGCACAACGAGAGGCGCGCCGUCACCAGUCUCCUGCAGGACAUAGUUUACUUCAUAGCUGGUCUUGAAAACGAGCAGAAUAAGUCCGAGGCGCUCGAGCUCAUCGUCACCAAUCCCGUGAGAGACCGACAGAAGUUACUUCGAGAGCAGUACAUACUCGGACAACUGUUCAAGAUACUACAGGCUCCGUUCUUAGAGUCAGCCGAAGGAGAGGGACCGUUUUUGAGAAUCGAAGAACUGAAUGAUCCAAGACAUGCGCCGUACAAAUAUAUGUUUCGACUGUGUUAUCGUAUUCUUAGAUUAUCGCAACAAGACUAUAGAAAGAAUCAGGAAUACAUUGCCAAACACUUUGCUUUUAUGCAAAAACAAAUAGGUUACGAUAUAUUGGCCGAAGACACUAUUACUGCGCUUCUCCAUAAUAACAGGAAAUUACUGGAAAAGCACAUUACUGCUGCGGAAAUCGAGACAUUCGUUGGUUUGGUUCGAAAAAACAUGCACAACUGGGAGUCGAGAUUCUUAGACUAUCUAUCAGAUCUCUGCAUAUCGAAUAAGAAAGCAAUAGCCGUUACUCAGGAAUUGAUUUGCAAAAGUGUCCUUAGCGAGAAGAACAAAGAUAUAUUAAUAGAGACUAGCAUGGUCAAGACUCAAGUAGAACUGGAAGCCGUGGUUAUGAGUGAUGAUGUGCAGGAGAACGACGAAGAGCCACACAUUACUAUCAUAGAGGAAUUCGAAGUGUUUCUUAUAUGGAAUGAUGGAAAUCGAUCGAUGUCUUUGAACGAGUUAUCGAGGGGAGCGAAAAUGGGCAACGUCGAAGAUGCAGCGAUAUUAGAUUAUUACAGGCACCAGUUGAAUUUGUUUAGUAAUAUGUGUCUUAAUAGACAGUAUCUAGCACUUAAUAACCUUUCGCCGCAUUUGGACAUCGACUUGAUUUUAAAAUGCAUGGAGGAUGAGACUGUACCUUACGAGUUGCGAGCUUCGUUCUGUAGAUUAAUGCUGCAUCUUCACGUUGAUCGAGAUCCACAGGAACAAGUUGUACCAGUUAAAUAUGCUCGGCUCUGGUCGGAAAUACCAUCGAAAAUGAGUAUUAACGAUUACGAUACUAAUAAGAUGCCAGAUCAAAGCAAAGAGGCUGUUAGAGCGAGGUUUAGCUCUACAAUAAUGUUCGUCGAAGAUUAUUUGUGCAACGUAGUGGCAAAAAUGUGGUCUUUCGCCGAUCAGGAGCAAAACAAACUCACGUUUGAGGUCGUCAAAUUGGCUCGAGACUUGAUUUACUUUGGAUUUUAUAGUUUUAGCGAUCUUUUAAGGCUGACGAAAACGUUACUUAAUAUAUUGGACUGCGUCUCUGAGAACGAAGCGUCUGAAAGAAAAGUUCCAACCGGUGACAUUGAUUCCGAAUCUGUGGAAUCGGAGGAUUCAGCCGAAGGUGGAGUGCUUCGCUGCAUCGGUGACAUGGGCGCUGUGAUGACGAAUCUAACUCUAGGACCAGCCGGUCAGGUGAUAGCAGGAACUUCGUCACCUCUGCCCAAAACUGCUGCUUCCGCUAAAAAAGAAUAUCCUCUGGUCAUGGACACAAAACUCAAGAUCAUCGAGAUUCUGCAGUUCAUACUGGACGUCCGGCUAGACUACCGGAUAUCCUGUUUACUGUGCAUUUUCAAGAAAGAGUUUGACGAGACCGAGAGAGCGUCCGGAGAUGUGAGCCAGAAAGCUAUCGAUCUGGAGUCCAUCGGUACACAAGCCGAGGGUAUUUUUGGCAGCAGUGAAGAGUGCGCGGCAUUGGAUUUGGACGGAACCGGUGGACGAACGUUUUUACGAGUUUUGCUUCACUUGGCUAUGCAUGAUUAUCCACCUUUAGUUUCUGGUGCACUUCAUCUUCUGUUCAGACAUUUUAGUCAGAGACAGGAAGUUUUGCAAGCCUUCAAACAGGUUCAACUUUUAGUAUCGGACAGUGACGUCGAGUCGUAUAAACAAAUAAAGGCUGAUUUAGACGUGUUGCGUCAAUCGGUUGAAAAGUCCGAGUUAUGGGUGUACAAGUCAAAAGCUACAGAAGAACAUGCAAAUAAGAAGAAGGGUAAAAGUAACAAAGAGGAUGAGGAUGAAGGUACGACUCCGAGAAAAACGCCUCCUCAGCUGUCGUCGAUGGAAAAGAAAGGUUCGGCGAUAGACUUGGACGUGGGCCCACCGCUGCACGCCGAACAGGCCGAAGAGUACCGUAAAAUUCAGCAAAUCUUGAUUCGCAUGAACAAGCUUUGCAUUCAGACAUUGCCUGGUGGCCAGGUGAAGCCGCGCAAGCACGAGCAGCGCCUUCUGCGCAACGUCGGCGUACACACAAUCGUCUUAGAUCUUCUGCAGGUGCCAUUCGAUGCUAAAGAAGAUGUUCGCAUGAUCGAGCUCAUGCGAUUAGCGCACGAUUUCUUGCAAAACUUCUGUCUAGGCAAUCAGCAGAACCAGGUACUGCUCCACAAACAACUCGAUCUCUUCCUCAACCCGGGCAUCAGAGAGGCCCAGACCGUCUGCAGCAUCUUCCAGGACAACUCGACACUCUGCAACGAAGUCAACCCGAAAGUCAUACAGCACUUCGUGCACUGCAUUGAGACACACGGCAAGCACGUACAAUAUCUCAAGUUCCUGCAGACUAUCGUUAAGGCGGAAAAUCAGUUCAUCAGGAAGUGUCAAGAAUUGGUUAUGCAGGAGUUGGUCCAAGCGGGUGAAGAUGUGCUGGUUUUCUAUAAUGACAGAGCGUCUUUCAAUCACUUUGUCGAGAUGAUGAGGUCGGAGAGACAUCGAAUGGACGAAAGUAGUCCGUUGAAAUAUCACGUUGAGUUAGUCAAAUUGCUGGCGUGUUGCACGAUGGGCAAAAAUGUAAAUACUGAAAUCAAGUGCCAUAGUCUUUUACCUCUGGACGACAUUGUUGCCAUGGUAUCACAUCCAGACUGUAUACCAGAGGUGAAGGAAGCGUAUAUCAAUUUUUUGAACCAUUGCUACAUCGAUACGGAAGUCGAAAUGAAAGAGAUCUACACGUCGAAUCACAUGUGGUCUCUCUUUGAAAAAUCUUUUAUAGUCGACAUGGGACUCAUAGCGACGGCCACCCACGACCGCGAACAUGCCGAUACUGCUCUUGAGAAUUACGUUACCAACUGCCUCAUGAGUAUUAUCACAACAUUCUUUAGCAGUCCGUUCUCCGACCAGAGCACAACAGUCCAGUACAUCAUACUCGAGAAACACCUGCACGAAGCCAGGCUCUAUUGGAACAUGAAGGAUUACGACCGUAGCAGUGAUACUAAUUUCACUGACUAUACAAGGCAGCCCAUAUUCGUCCAACUGCUUCACGCGGCGUUUAAAGUGUCCCAGUGCGUCUGGCUGAACGCAGGUCAGCGAUUCAGCGUUGAAAACUGCAUCCGUACACUCUCAGAUGUUGCCAAAGGAAGAGGAAUUGCCAUCCCUACCGAUCUAGAGAGUCAGGUCGCCUCGAUGUUCAACAAGGCCGCGAUGCUCAGCAGACAGACGAGCAAGUGGUUACAGGCGGCAAAGCAGCCCAAGAUCGAGCGAAGCCAAAGUCAGUUGAUGCGACUCGACCGUAGCAUCAUCGAAGGGUUGCAAGAUAUCGUGUCGUUACUCGAGGAACAGCUUAAGCCAUUGGUGCAGUCAGAGCUAUCUUUGCUGGUUGAUAUACUGUACAGGCCGGAGCUGCUCUUUCCCGUGGCAACCGAUGCGCGAAAGCGAUGCGAGAAUGGCGGUUUCAUACGGAGAUUAAUAAAGCACACGGAGAAGCUACUGGAGGAGAAGGAAGAGAAGCUGUGCGUGAAGGUGCUACGAACCUUGCGCGAAAUGAUGGCGAUAGAUCCAGAGUACGGGGAAAAGAACGAGGACAGCCUGUGCUGCUCCGAUAUUGCUCAAAAUGCGCCUCCGACACCGGCGGUCCAGCCAGAGCCAGAACCGGCUUCGACGAUCGCGUCCGAAGAACAGCCUUCGCGAGAGAUUACAGCCGAGACUAACGACAGCGGCUACUUUUCACCGGUUGUUGGUGACGGUGGUGGUGGUGGUGGUAGUAGUGGUGGCGGAACUAGUGCUGAAGGGUCUAUUACUGGCGACGAGCUACAGCAACAGGAACGGGUAAUCAACAAGUUACAGCAGCAGCAGCCGCAACUGACACAACAACAACAACAACAACAACUGCCUAGAAUUCCAGUCGAUAAAGGAGAAUCGUUGCGAAACAAUUUGCUGGCGCGAUACUUUGGCAAGAGCUUCCUUCAAAAACCGGAGAAUGUGGAUAUCGGCGCACCUUGUACAAUGCCGGUCACGCAUGGACCAGGAGCAAAAAUGCUCAGCCGUGCUGGUCGAACGUUGCACGAAGUUCAAAGUCAUCUCGACCGGGAAGGAGCAUCGGAUCUCGUCGUGGAGUUGGUGAUCAAGAGUGUGCAUUCGCCAAGCAUAUUCGUCGAAGCUGUGGAAUUAGGGAUCGCUCUGCUGGAAGGCGGAAAUCCCAUUAUUCAAAAAAGCAUGAUCACGAAACUCAUGGGUGGCGAUCUAAGUCAAUCGUUCUUUAAGGUAUUUUACGAUAAAAUGAGAGAUUCUCAGCAAGAGAUUAAAGCAACAGUCACUGUCAAUACCUCGGACAUGGCAGCCAAAGCUCAUGAAGACAAAGCUCACGAAGCUAAGGAGCUUGAAAAAGUUUCGAAGAAAAGAGCUUCAGGCAAACCAAACGGCAUUGUGAUAACAGAGGAUCUACGCAACGAGCUGAGCGUCGAGAAUGCCUCGACAGCCCAAGCGUACGCUGCGGUGCGCAAUCUGGCUCCCGUAGAAGACAUCGCCGGAAAUCCGGCACUGCACAGUGCUCUCGAGGAUAUGCUUGCGGAGAAGCAAGAGAGACACCGAGCGGGCUCAGGUGCCGAGCGUGACGAGGCUCAGCUCAACGCCAAAGUUCUCGUGAUGCAGCCGAUUCUGCGUUUCCUUCAGCUGCUGUGUGAAAACCACAACCGCGAACUUCAGAACUUCCUUCGGAAUCAAAAUAACAAGACCAACUUCAAUCUUGUCUCGGAGACGCUUAUGUUCCUCGAUUGUAUCUGCGGAUCGACGACUGGUGGUCUUGGUCUUCUUGGGCUGUAUAUCAAUGAGUACAACGUUGCGUUGAUCAAUCAGACACUAGAAACACUCACCGAGUAUUGUCAGGGUCCCUGUCAUGACAACCAGAAUUGCAUCGCCACGCACGAGUCGAACGGUUUGGACAUCAUUACGGCUCUGAUAUUGAAUGAUAUUAACCCACUGGGCAAGUCCCGCAUGGACCUUGUGCUCGAACUUAAGAACAACGCGAGUAAGCUUCUACUUGCCAUCAUGGAGAGUAGAGGUGACAGCGAAAACGCCGAGAGAAUAUUGUACAAUAUGAACCCAAAACAACUGGUAGAUGUGGCUUGUACAGCGUUUCAUCAGGAAUCUCUUGACGAUGACGCUGAUGCCGACGACUCGUCGAAUGAUGGGGACGAUGCAGUUUCACCCAAAGAGGUAGGGCACAACAUCUAUAUUCUUUGCCAUCAGCUGGCUCAGCACAAUAAGGAGCUCGCAUCAUUGCUCAAACCAUCAGAGCAAAGUUCCGCGGAUCCAAAGACUAACAAGGCGUUGCAGUACUACGCAACUCACACAGCACAAAUUGAAAUCGUAAGACAUGACAGAACCUUGGAACAGAUCGUAUUUCCGAUACCGGAGAUUUGCGAACUCAUUACGCACGAUACGAAAAUUCGGGUUCUCCACACGGCUGAGAGAGACGAUCAAGGGUCAAAGGUUUCAGACUUUUUUGAGAGAACGGAGGACAUGUUUAAUGAGAUGAAGUGGCAGAAGAAACUCAGAGGACAGCCUAUGUUGUUCUGGGUCAGCAGUUACAUGUCUCUGUGGAGCAACAUUCUAUUCAACUGUGCAGUUCUUAUAAAUAUUAUUGUUGCGUUUUUCUAUCCAUUCACCGACAACGUACCAAAACUAAAUUCUCAUGUGUCCGGUCUCAUUUGGACAUGUAUGAUCUCGUCAGCGGCGAUCGUUUUAUGUUUAGGCAAGGAAUCUGCUGUGCGCACAUUAGUUCUGGCAACGAUAUUAAGAUUGAUUUUUUCGAUGGGUCCCGAACCAACGUUAUGGUUACUUGGUUUUCUCACAGUCGCCUUCAAAGUAGUACAUCUCAUUAGUAUAAUAGGAAAUCAGGGUACUCUAACCAAAAAUUUAGAACAAAUAGUAACUAACGUUGAGUUACUUUACCACAUAUUGUAUUUAAUAUUUUGUGUGCUAGGAAUAUGUAUGCAUCCUUUCUUCUUCUCAGUUCUUUUGUUUGAUGUAGUAUAUCGCGAAGAAACGUUAUUAAAUGUCAUAAGAUCCGUCACGAGAAAUGGAAGGUCUAUUAUACUCACAGCGGUCCUAGCAUUGAUUUUGGUGUAUAUGUUUUCAAUCAUUGGCUAUAUGUUCUUCAAAGAUGACUUUUUGGUUAGCGUUGAUGAAGAAAUUAUAUCAUCUGCCGCAGAAGAGAUGAUGGGUAGUUGUACAAACGAAAAUCAACGCUGUGAUGUUACUGAAACAAUAUCAAGAUUAACUAAAAGAGAUGAUGCAGAUUUGAUUCCUAGUGGUGAGGUAGUCAAUGUUGGCGGAGAACUAAAAGAACGAGCUUGCGAUUCACUUAUAAUGUGUAUUAUCACUACGUUAAAUCAAGGUUUGAGAAACGGAGGAGGUAUAGGUGACAUUUUAAGAGCUCCGUCAAGCACAGAGCCUCUAUUCGUUGCACGAGUGGUCUACGAUUUGCUCUUCUUCUUCAUUGUCAUUAUUAUUGUUCUGAAUCUGAUUUUCGGUGUUAUCAUCGAUACGUUCGCCGAUUUGCGUUCCGAGAAACAACAAAAGGAACUCAUUCUUAAGAACACGUGUUUCAUCUGUGGCCUGAAUCGUUCAGCCUUCGAUAACAAGACGGUAUCUUUCGAAGAGCAUAUAAAGCACGAGCACAACAUGUGGCAUUACUUGUACUUCAUCGUCCUGGUCCGCGUGAAGGAUCCGACCGAAUUUACCGGACCCGAAUCCUACGUCUACAUGAUGGUUAAGGAUCGAAAUCUAGAGUGGUUCCCACGGUUGAGAGCUAAGUCACUGGCGGCUGAUGAAGGCGAGGGAGAGCAAGUGGAGUUAAGAAGCCUUCAGUCACAGCUAGAGAUGACUCAAUCACUAGUCAAAUGUUUGUCCCAACAGUUGACCGAACUUCGAGAUCAGAUGACGGAGCAGAGAAAGCAAAAACAGCGAUUGGGGCUUUUGAAUUCUGCAUCGGCAUUCCUUCACAAUGUACCCUCGUAAAUUAGGUUAGCUUUUACUUAUCUUCAAGGCUCAACAUUGUUAAUAAAAAAUAAAUCCAUACGAGGUAAAAUCGGGAAAAUUUGUUGGGAAACACAGCAGUUUUUUCUGUAUGGGUUAAUCAAAAAUAUCAAAUGUAUAGAUCCAGGACACACGCAAUGAACACACAUUUUGAAAGUAAUUAUAGUGGCGUAGUAUGUUUCGGUGUAUAAAAUAAUUAAAGAGAAACGUGCAACGCGCAUUGCAAUUAUGCAUUAGUAACUCAUGCUAUUAAUGAUUAUUGAAAUUCUCGCUGUGAAAACCUCAAUAUUUUGUUACUUUCUGAAAAAAAGUGACAAAUCACAAAAAUUGCAUACAAAUUUUAGAAAUAUAGACUAUUGCAAAAUGGAGAAUUAUUGUAUAAACUCAUUAUACUUAUCAUGGUUGAAAGUCAUGAAAACUUAGUACUUAGAGAUAUUAAAAGUUAAUUUGUUAUUAAAUCAGAGAACCAGAUGUUUUUAAGAUGAAUUUAAAGUGUUUCUUUCUACACAUACGUGUGUUCUAUUGAACUUUAUUAAAAUAAUCGUCAUAUAAAUACUAUGCCGAUAAUAUAAUAAGAAAAAAAUAUAAUAUUAAUAAGAAGGUAAUGAUUGUGGAAAUAUAUAUUCAAAGCUGUAAAAUCAGCUAAUAAAGUUUCUUAUUUCAUUUUUUUAGCUUCAGGAAUCUCAAAUAUGUCUUGUUGUAAUAGAUAAGAAAUUUUAUGAAAGUAUAUUAAAUAUAAAUAUAUUAUCAAUUUUCGUCGAUCGAAGAUUUUUAAGUCUGUUAAAGAAGGUCUCCAUUAUUGCGUACGUAUACUGUAAAAGAUUCGACAAUCGUUUAUACAUUCAUGUUUUCGUGCAUCGCACCAAAAACUUGUUAGGAAUCAUUUUUCUUCAUUCGAUGAAGUAAAUAUUAUAAACGAGUUAUAUUGUUAUCUUUUUUAAACAAUUUAUGUAUGUAUAUUAGUAUUUAGAUGAUUAAUCAUGCAUUCUAUUCAAGGCGACAAAAGUUAAUAUAACACGGUACUGUAUUGUACAAAUUUUAGGAUAUCAUUUAAAAGUUUAAAUAAUUACAAAAUUUGAGAAUAUUAUUAUUUAAAAAUAUAUUUUUUUAAUAAUAAAGUAUUUUGUUUAAAUCAUCACUCAUAGUUAGAAACGUGAUUAUAAGAGCUUAAUUAUUUCAAAAGUUUUUAACUCAUGGGUUUGAAGUCGUUGAUAUGUAAUACUAAAAUUUUAAUUUUCAUCGUCGUUAAUUCUUCCCAGCAUAGGCAAUCGUUUAAUAAUUUGUUAAAAUGUAAAUAACAAUGUGUAUCCAGUCUGAACCACACUUACAAAUAUUUAUAAAGAUUAUUAGUGUAGAUUUUUCUUAUUCUUAAAAAUUUGUGUCUCUAUAUUUGCCAUCUUCAUAUACAUUUUCUUUGUGUGAAUGAUUGUAUAACUCUAUAAAAAUAUUUUCAAUAAACAAGAAGUACUUUUCAGUCUGUAA